Phymastichus coffea is the source of this 2059-nucleotide messenger RNA. It is a transcript of the gene SrpRalpha, whose product is annotated as signal recognition particle receptor subunit alpha homolog. The transcript is spliced from 8 exons. Gene Ontology annotation, molecular function: GTP binding; signal recognition particle binding; ATP hydrolysis activity. Gene Ontology annotation, biological process: SRP-dependent cotranslational protein targeting to membrane. The coding region runs from base 145 to 2049 and encodes 634 amino acids. Lineage: Eukaryota; Metazoa; Arthropoda; Insecta; Hymenoptera; Eulophidae. Gene Ontology annotation, cellular component: endoplasmic reticulum membrane; signal recognition particle receptor complex. The record is from RefSeq and is a predicted model, not a curated record.
UUGGCCCUGUGUUGGCCCAGCGCUGUUGCUAUAGCGGUGUACGUAUAGGUUAGGUUUAUCAUCCACGGCACUUUACUACGUACACUACUACUACUACUCUUCUUCAUCCUCAUCCUCGACAAGCUUUCAAAAUAUCAAACGAGGAUGCUCGACUUGUUCACAAUCUUCAGCAAAGGCGGCAUCGUGCUCUGGUGCUUCCAAAGCACAGCUCAAAUCUUUACACCAAGUGUUAACGCCCUAAUCAAAAGUGUCAUACUACAGGAGAGAACUGGAAAUCAAGUGUUUGAGCACGAUGCAUUACGCCUACAAUACAAAUUGGACAAUGAGUUUGAAUUGGUUUUUGUGGUGGCAUAUCAAAAAAUACUACAGUUAUCCUACAUUGACAAGUUUUUAAAUGAUAUCCAUCUGGAGUUUAGAGAUCGUUACAAAAAUGAGCUACAAAAUGCGCAAUGGUUUUUCAACUAUGAUUUCAAGAAAAUUUACGAGCAAACACUGAUAUUAGCUGAGCAAUGGAGUAAAUCUCAAGCUAAAAUUCCUAAACAAAUGAGAACUUUUGAUGAAAGUCAAAAGUCUAAAAAGACUGUCGCUAGUAUGAUAGAGAGAAAAGAUGAUCAUAAAGAUAAGGAUAAUAAGAAACAAAAUAAAAAAAAAAGGGGGACCAAUGAGGCUGACGAAAGUCAACCUAAAAUCCAAGAAGUGCCUAAAAUACCGGACUCGCCAAAACCGAAUGCCGUUCAAAAUGGUGAACUUGAUGAAGAAAUGUUAAUAGCUAACCGUAUAAAACUCGCUCAGAAAAUGUCUGGCCCCAAAAAAAAGGCUGAUAAACAAAAAAGUCCAAAGCCUGAAAAAGCUGGUAAGAAACCUAGGGUUUGGGAAUUAGGCGGAACAAACAAAGACGUUGCCUCGCUAGAACGUACUAAGGAUAAACCUGAAUUAUCAGAAGAAUAUGUUGCUACUGAUACAACAAUUAUUGGUCAAAUGAAAGGUAGCAUUCGAGAUUUGGAAGUUGAAAGCUCUUCUGAAGAAAACGAUGGUGACUCGGAUGAGUUGGAAUUCCAAAAAACUAAGCCUCAGCAAAAGAAAUCCAGCGGCAUGUUCUCCAUGUUUAAGAGUUUAGUUGGUAACAAAUCUCUCACUGAAGAAACCAUGCGUCCAGUACUCGAACAGUUGCGAGUUCACCUGAUUUCUAAGAAUGUUGCAAUAGAUAUCGCUGAAAAACUAUGCGAUUCGGUUUGUACAAAACUCGAAGGCAAAGUUCUUGGUACUUUCGACAGUGUUGCCAGCACCGUUAAAUCAUCAUUGACUGAUGCUCUCGUGCAAAUUUUGUCACCUGAACGACGAGUUGAUAUUCUUCGCGAUGCUUUUGAGGCAAAGAAGAAUAGUAGACCUUACGUCAUGGCUUUCUGUGGUGUAAAUGGCGUUGGAAAAUCUACAAAUUUAGCCAAGAUUUGUUUCUGGUUGAUAGAGAACAAUUUUAGAGUGUUAAUUGCUGCUUGUGAUACCUUCAGAGCCGGAGCUGUUGAACAGUUAAGAACUCAUAUGAAGCAUCUGAAUGCUUUGCAUCCACCGGAGAAGCAUGGAGGUUUUACUAUGGUUCAACUAUACGAAAAAGGCUAUGGCAAGGACGCCGCAGGUAUAGCAAUGGAGGCAAUUCGUUACGCUAGAGAAUCGCAUUUCGAUGUUGUACUAGUAGAUACGGCUGGCCGUAUGCAGGACAACGAGCCAUUGAUGCGCGCUCUCGCGAAACUCAUCAAGGUCAACGAUCCCGAUCUCGUGCUUUUUGUCGGUGAAGCCCUUGUUGGCAACGAAGCCGUCGACCAGCUUGUCAAAUUUAAUCAAGCUCUCGCUGAUUACAGCAGCACCACUAAUCCUCAUAUCAUUGAUGGCAUCGUGCUUACUAAGUUUGAUACAAUUGACGAUAAGGUGGGUGCUGCGAUCUCGAUGACUUAUAUCACUGGUCAGCCAAUUGUUUUCGUCGGUACUGGCCAGACUUACACGGAUCUGAAGUCCUUGAAUGCAAAAGCUGUGGUUCACGCCUUGAUGAAGUGAAUGUUAUCUA